AUGAGGGAGUUCAACAAAGACUUCUUUUUUGAAAUUGAUGUUGAUGCAGAUAAUCGCAUAAGCAAUAUAUUUUGGGCAAACGGAAGGAGUCGGGCUGCAUGUGUAUAUUUUGGUGACAUUGUGUCCUUCGACACCACAUACUUAACUAAUAAGUACGAUAUGCCUUUUGCACCAUUCGUGGGUGUUAAUCACCAUGGUCAGUCAAUCUUAUUAGGGUGUGGGCUUCUAUGUGCUGAAGAUACUGGUACGUUUGUGUGGCUAUUUCGAAGUUGGUUGCGAUGCAUGGGAAAUAAAGCCCUUGAAGGAAUUGUCACUGAUCAAUGCAGGGCGAUGCAAAAUGCCAUUGAAAUUGUCUUCCCCAACACCCGACAUCGUUGGUGCCUUUGGCACAUCAUGAAAAAACUACCAGAAAAAUUAGUGGGAUAUAGCAAAUACAAGGAAAUCAAGCAUGGUGUAAAAGAAUUGGUAUAUGAGUCAGAUAGUGCUGAAGAUUUUGAGAAUGGGUGGGCAAAGUUCAUUGAAAAGUAUGAUCUUCAACUUAAUGAAUGGCUUUACACUUUUUACGAAGAAAGACGUCGAUGGUUUGUUGUCCAAUAUGACAAUGCCCUUCGUUCUAAGGCGGAGAAAGAGUGUGAAGCAGAUUUUGCUUCUGCUAAUACUACCCUUCCAUGUGGGUCUCAGUCAUUUAUUGAGAGACAAUUUCAAGAUGAAUUCACUCAUGCGAAGUUUAGUGAAGUGCAAAAUGAGCUUAGGUGUAAGAUGAAUUGUAAUAUCAAAAGUGUUGAAGUGCAUGGUUGUAAAGCAAAAUAUAUUGUUAAAGAGGCGUUGAUAUGGAAAGACCAAAGUGCAGACAAAUUUAAUGAAGUUAUAUUUGAUGUUGAGACAAAAGACAUUGAAUGCACUUGCCGGCUUUUUGAGUUUAGAGGAGUUCUUUGCCGCCACAGCUUGAUGGUCCUUGCCCAAGAGGAGGAUGGGGAACUACAUACUUCAAUUGCACCAGCUAAUGAAAUUUUGAAUGCUCAAAGUAGUUCCACAACCAACAUGGAACUAGUAUUAUAA
Vigna unguiculata (cowpea) is the source of this 1059-nucleotide messenger RNA. RefSeq names its product protein FAR1-RELATED SEQUENCE 5-like. The record is from RefSeq and is a predicted model, not a curated record. Lineage: Eukaryota; Viridiplantae; Streptophyta; Magnoliopsida; Fabales; Fabaceae. Gene Ontology annotation, biological process: regulation of DNA-templated transcription. Gene Ontology annotation, molecular function: zinc ion binding.